AUGGAGGACAAGGUUCUCCUCGCCGUGGCCGUGGUGGCGCUGGUCGCCGUACUCUCCAAGCUCAAGUCGUUCCUCGUCACCAAGCCGAAGCUAAACCUGCCCCCAGGGCCAUGGACACUGCCGUUGAUAGGCAGCAUGCACCACCUCGUCAGCAACCCGCUGCCGUACCGGGCGAUGCGCGACCUGGCGCACAAGCACGGGCCGCUCAUGAUGCUGUGGCUGGGCGAGGUGCCCACGCUGGUGGUGUCGUCGCCCGAGGCCGCGCAGGCGAUCACCAAGACGCACGACGUCGCGUUCGCCGACCGUCACAUCAACAGCACUGUCGACAUACUCACCUUCAACGGCAUGGAUCUGGUGUUCGGGACCUACGGCGAGCAGUGGCGCCAGCUCCGCAAGCUCUGCGUGCUGGAGCUGCUGAGCGCAUCGCGCGUGCAGUCGUUCCAGCGCAUCCGUGAGGACGAGGUGGCGCGGUUCAUGCGGAGCCUCGCCGCGUCCGCCGGCGCCGGCGCCACCGUCGAUCUGUCCAAGAUGAUCUCUAGCUUCAUCAACGAUGCCUUCGUCAGGGAGUCCAUCGGCAGCCGGUGCAAGUAUCAGGAGGAGUACCUGGAUGCCUUGGACACUGCCAUCCGGGUGUCGGCGGAGCUAAGCGUGGCUAACAUCUUCCCGUCAUCUAGGCUGUUGCAGAGUCUUAGCACGGCGCCACGCAAGGCGAUGGCGUGCCGCGACGAGAUGGCGCGCAUCCUCGGCCAGAUCAUCUGCGAGACCAGGGAAGCCAUGGACCGGGGUGACAAGGCUUCAAACGAGAGCAUGAUCUCUGUCCUGCUCAGGCUGCAGAAGGACGCCGGCUUGCCCAUCGAGCUCACCGACGACAUCGUCAUGGCGCUCAUGUUUGACUUGUUUGGCGCGGGCAGCGACACCUCGUCGACGACGCUGACCUGGUGCAUGACAGAGCUGAUCCGGUACCCGGCCACGAUGGCCAAAGCGCAGGCCGAGGUCCGGGAGACCUUCAAGGGGAAGACCACCAUCACGGAGGACGACCUGGCGAGGGCAAACCUUAGCUACCUCAAGCUGGUGUUGAAGGAAGCGCUCAGGCUGCACUGCCCGGUGCCGCUCCUGAUCCCACGCAAAUGCCGCGAGACGUGCCAGGUCAUGGGCUACGACAUCCCUAAGGGCACAUGCGUGUUCAUCAACGUCUGGGCCAUCUGUAGGGACCCUAGGUACUGGGAAGAUGCUGAGGAAUUCAAGCCGGAGCGGUUCGAGAACACCAACCUAGACUACAAAGGGACAUACUACGAGUACCUCCCGUUCGGGUCUGGCCGUCGGAUGUGCCCGGGAGCAAACCUUGGAGUGGCCAACAUGGAGCUUGCACUGGCCAGCCUUCUGUACCACUUCGAUUGGAAGCUGCCAAGCGGAGAGGAGCCUAAGGAUGUCGAUGUCUGGGAGGCUGCAGGACUGGUUGGAAAGAAAAACACAGGCCUGAUUUUGCACCCUGUCAGCCGCUUUGCUCCGGUUAAUGCCUAA
Miscanthus lutarioriparius is the source of this 1521-nucleotide messenger RNA. NCBI's taxonomy places the organism in Eukaryota, Viridiplantae, Streptophyta, Magnoliopsida, Poales, Poaceae. The record is from the annotation of a GenBank genome assembly.